Molecule: messenger RNA, 1306 nt
Organism: Phoenix dactylifera (date palm)
Lineage: Eukaryota; Viridiplantae; Streptophyta; Magnoliopsida; Arecales; Arecaceae
Product: gamma-glutamylcyclotransferase 2-1-like
Biological process (GO): glutathione catabolic process
Cellular component (GO): cytoplasm
Molecular function (GO): glutathione specific gamma-glutamylcyclotransferase activity
Source: RefSeq, a predicted model, not a curated record
CCCAUUUUCCGUUCCCUUCUUCCGAAACCCAAGUACUUUUUCGGAAUCUGCGAGAGAGAGGAGAGGAGGGGGAGGAGAAAUUUCUUUCGGGAGAGCUAGGGUUCGCCGAAACCCUGGUCUCUCCAAUAUCCACCUUCUCUUCCGCCUCUCUCUCUCCCAAAUCCAUUUGCCUCACCGAAUCGAAUCGCCGAGGGCUUCUCCUUCGUUUCCGACCUCCCAAGCCAUCUUCAGCCCGCCAGAUCCUUUCUCGCCUGCUUGUCCAAGAGACUGUUUCUGGUAAGUGACGAUGGUGCUGUGGGUUUUUGGGUAUGGUUCACUAGCCUGGAACCCUGGUUUUGAUUUUGAUGAGAAGAUGAUUGGCUUCAUUAAGGACUACAGGCGUGUUUUUGAUCUUGCAUGCAUAGACCACAGGGGAACACCAGAAAAUCCAGCAAGAACCUGCAUGCUAGAGGCCAGAAAAGGAGCGGUUUGUUGGGGUGCUGCAUAUUGUGUUAAAGGAGGCAUAGAAAAGGAAAAGGCAGCAAUGCAGUAUUUGGAGAGAAGAGAGUGCGAGUACGACAGAAAAGCUUGUGUAGACUUCUAUAGGGAGGGAGAUUCUCUUGAGCCAGCUGCCACACGAGUUUUAGUUUUCAUGUCGACUCCCGACAAGGAAGCUAACAAGUACUAUCUAGGUCCGGCUCCCUUGGAAGAAAUGGCAAGGCAAAUUGCUACUGCAGCUGGUCCUUGCGGGAAUAAUAGGGAUUAUCUCUUUUUGCUGGAGAAGGCAAUGUUCGACAUAGGUCAUGAAGAUGAUUAUGUCAUUGAGCUGGCAAAUGAGGUGAGGAAGGUGCUUGGGGGGCUGAAAGAGAAGAGGAUGGUCGGGUCCCUCAUACUACUCAAAUCCCAUCCCCUUUUCAUGCACCUGUCCUCCCUUCCAGAAGCCACCGUCGUGGACUCGAGAUGAAAAUUAAUGAUUUUAAGUUAUAUCUGGAGGGGUGCAGAAAAUUCAAAGACCACUCCGAGCAGUAUUCCCUCUCUCUCUCUCUCUCUCUCUCUCUCUCUCGAUGUUGGGUACCUAAAGCAAAAAAAUUCUAUAUUUUCAAUCCUUUUCAUUUGGCAUCAUUCUAGGUUUAGCAUCCUUGCACCUGUGUUAGAAUUGUUUUGAAUGGCUGUCUUUAAUCUUAACAAUGUCUUGUUUUAACAUGGAAGAAUUUAUGAGGUUAAUGUCAUGUAAUGACACCUUUAUCAUGAGCUGGAAGUCGGGCGAAAAAUUUUCUUUUUGUUGUCGAUGUUUAUCAUUUGCAAGGGAAUUUUUCAUAUUUGGUCA